Messenger RNA from Chionomys nivalis (European snow vole), 1565 nucleotides. It is a transcript of the gene Irf3, whose product is annotated as interferon regulatory factor 3. NCBI's taxonomy places the organism in Eukaryota, Metazoa, Chordata, Mammalia, Rodentia, Cricetidae. Gene Ontology annotation, cellular component: nucleus. Gene Ontology annotation, biological process: immune system process; regulation of transcription by RNA polymerase II. Gene Ontology annotation, molecular function: RNA polymerase II cis-regulatory region sequence-specific DNA binding; DNA-binding transcription factor activity, RNA polymerase II-specific; protein binding. The transcript is spliced from 8 exons. Bases 268 to 1512 code for a protein of 414 amino acids. The record is from RefSeq and is a predicted model, not a curated record.
AUGCUUGUGGGCGGAAGGCCAAAAAAGGGCAUUGAGGGAGUUGGGUUGUGCCCAGAAGUAGCCUCUCUGCUUUUGGGUUUCUUACCCAAAUUAUGAGAAAACUGUUUUUAUCUCAAAAUAUCGUUAGAAAAGAAAGUCCCAGCGCUCGGAGGCUUAGCUGACAGGAGGGGAAAGGUGCGUGGCUGCGAGUCUCAGAACUACUGAGGCCCCGACACCGGUGUUGGCCCCAGCGCCCCACGAGUGCACGAUUCCUCCCCGGCCCCAAGCAUGGGAACCCCGAAACCGCGGAUCUUGCCCUGGCUGGUGUCGCAGCUGGACCUUGGGCAAUUGGAAGGCGUGGCCUGGCUGGACGAGAGCCGCACUCGGUUCCGGAUCCCGUGGAAGCAUGGCCUGCGGCAGGAUGCCCAGAUGGCUGACUUUGGCAUCUUCCAGGCCUGGGCUGAAGCCAGCGGUGCCUACAUCCCAGGGAAGGAUAAGCCCGACCUGUCGACCUGGAAGAGGAAUUUCCGGUCAGCUCUGAACCGGAAAGAAGUGUUGCGAUUAGCCGAUGAUCAGAGCAAGGACCCUUUUGACCCUCAUAAAGUGUAUGAGUUUGUGACCCCAGCAGCAAGGGACUUUGCACAUCUGGACACCUCUCCUGAUCCCAAUGGCAGAAGCAGUCUGUCUGAUCCCCAGGAAGACCUCCGGGAAUUACUGGGUGACAUGGUCUUGGAACCUCUCCCAGAUGAGGGGUCCUCAGACCUGGCUAUUGCUCCUGAUCACUCUCAACUACUACUAAGCCCGAAUCUGGACAACCUCCCAAACCUGGCACCCCAGGAAAAUCCACUGAGGCAGCUGCUAGCUGAGGAACAAUGGGAGUUCGAAGUGACCGCUUUCUAUCGGGGCCGGCAGGUCUUCCAGCAGACACUCUUUUGCCCAGGGGGCCUGCGGCUGGUGGGCACCACAGCUGAUAACAGGACACUGCCCGGACAGCCAGUCACCCUGCCAGACCCUGAGGGGUUUCUGACGGACAGGCUUGUGAGAGAGUAUGUGAGCCAAGUACUCAAGGGGCUGGGCAAGGGGCUGUUUCUGUGGCGGUCAGGGCAGUGUCUCCGGGCCCAGCGUCUGGGCCACUCCCAUUCUUUCUGGGCUCUGGGUGACGAGCUGCUUCCAGACAGUGGGCGAGGGCCAGAUGGAGAGGUUCCCAAAGACCAGGACGGAGGUGUGUUCGACCUUGGGCCCUUUGUGACAGAUCUGAUUGCCUUCAUGGAAGGAAGUGGACACUCCCCACGCUACACUCUGUGGUUCUGUGUAGGGGAGUCGUGGCCCCAGGACCAGCCAUGGGUCAAGAGGCUUGUGAUGGUCAAGGUUGUUCCCACGUGUCUUAAGGAGCUGUUAGAGAUGGCUCGGGAAGGGGGAGCCUCCUCACUGAGAACUGUGGACUUGCACAUCUCCAACAGCCAGCCUAUCUCCUUCACUUCUGACCAGUACAAGGCCUACCUCCAGGACUUGAUGGAGGACAUGGACUUCUAGGCCACCAGAGACACCUGAGCCCUGCCCAGCUGCCACCAAUAAAGCAUUUUAUG